GCCAUUAUUUGGUAAAUAGCAAACUCAUGCCAAUGCGCACGAAGGAGCAAUCCGCUGCUAUAUGUGGCCUCUGUCUUCCUUCUAUUCCAGUCGAGCAGUUCGCAGCUCAGAAGCGGGGGUUGCUGUCAAACGGGCGCACAUUCCAUGACGCGAAAAGGAGCUGCCAUUGGCCUGCUGCUGGUGCUCGUCGCCGCAUUGCUCCACCACGUUCAGUUGGCACAAGCAGUCGAUGCCUGCAACGUGUGCACGUGCUUGGGAACGACUGUCAAUUGCACUGGUACAUCUCUUUCCACGAUUCCGAGCGGAAUCCCAGUCUCCACCACGGGACUGUACCUGGCAAGUAACAGCAUCACCAGCAUUUCUACAAGCGCUUUCACUGGCUUGACUGCACUGACAGAAUUGGAUUUGCGAAACAACCAGAUCACCAGCAUCUCUGCAAACACUUUCGCAGGUCUGCCUGCGUUGAAUGUCUUAGCUCUGUCCGACAACCAGAUCACGAGCAUUUCCGCCGCUGCUUUUACAAGCCUGUCUGCGCUGCAUGCUUUGAUUUUGAAUAGCAACCCCUUCACCACUUUGCCGCCUGGGCUGUUCAAGGGCCUGCCGAAUGGGCUAAUUUUGUCGUUUUAUUCGUCCCAGUUUUUCCAGUCGCUGCAGCCCAACAACUUUACCUUUGGUGAAAAUGCUGUCGCUCCGCCCAGCACAUACGGUAGUGCAUCCGAGCCAUACCAGUGUGAUACAGCUUGUGCCACCUGCUAUGCAUCUGGGUCGAGUUCGUGUUGCGGGAUGAAUUGUCUGAGCUGCACUCCAUCCGCCGUGUGCACCCAGUGCUAUGAAGGGUUUGCCGUGCUGAGUGGGUCUUGCGUGUCGCUCGCGGUCAUCGUCUCCGUCGCCUCCGUUGCGUCAGCCGCGUCCGUGCAAUCUGCAUCGAUUGUAUCCGCUGCGUCAGCUGCGGCAAGUGCAUCGGUCGCCUCCGUAGCUUCUGUGCAAUCAGCCUCCGCUGCCUCGAUUGCUUCAACCAGAUCUGUGUCGAUUGCGUCCAUCGCCUCAAUCGCAUCAGGUGUUCUCGCGACCUCGGCAUCCCUUGCUUCCCUUGCUACUGCGUCUUCAGCAUCGCAGGCGUCCGCAUCCGUCGCAUCUGCUGCUUUCGCCACCUCGGCGUCUAUUGCUUCCGUUGCAACUGCAUCCUCGGCUUCAUUUGUGUCUGCUGCUCGCGCGUCGUCGGCAUCUGUUGCUUCUCAUGUUUCCGCCAUCUCGGCGCUCUUGGCUUCUGCUGCGUCAACCGCAUCGGCAUCUGCUGCAUCUCUUGCAUCCUCCAUCGCACAACACGGCGGUGGUGGCGGCUCCCAGAACUCAUCGUCAUCAUCAACAGCUGCCAUUGCUGCUGCUGUCGCGUCUGCUGCAGUUAUUGCGGUACUCGCUCUCGUGUUUGUCGUCUUGCGCCGUCGUCGAUUGCAGCGCUCAGGCAUGCGUCCAAAGGACUCUGGCGGUCCCAUCUAUCAAGAAGCUAUUGCAAUGACAAUCUCGUCUUUGAACCGUUCGAUUCGAUCUGACAAGGAAGAGGACAUCUCUGCAUACGCUGUGGUUGGUCAAAAACAGCCAGAGCCUCUGUACCAAGUCAUCUCGACAAGUACCUCUGCUGAGGUAGUCUAUGAUUAUGCAAGCGCGUAUGUUGCCGGCAGCAACUCUCGUCGCAUUCGUGAAGGCUUGACCAUUGUGAAGCACCUUGCCAGUGGGAACUUUGGCGACGUGGCACUGGGCCAAGUGCCUUUCAACGUGCUGCCUCCAAGAGCACAAACCCUGCUUGGAACUGCCACCUCCGAGUCGGUUCAAGUUGCAGUCAAGUCCCUCAAGUCCAACGCGGAUGACAAAUCUCGUCAAGACUUUGAGAGCGAGGCGAAACUGAUGGCUCCAUUUGUGCAUCCGAAUGUCGUGCGCCUGCUCGCAGCUCUGGUCGAGUCAGAGCCGCAUCUCGUUCUGCUUGAGUUUGUGCAGUACGGCGACUUGCGCACGCUGCUGCAAAAGUCCAAGCUCCAUUCGCUGUGGUGGACGCAGAACGAGCAGACUCACGCCAUUCGUCAGAUUGCUCUCGGCAUGGAGUACCUGGGUACGCUCCACUUUGUGCAUCGCGACCUUGCCGCGCGCAACUGCCUUGUUGGCAAGGGGAUGGUGGUCAAGAUUGCCGAUUUCGGGCUUUCUCGCGAGAUGGCCUCCGAGAACGAGUACUAUCGCAUGCAAACGCGUGGCAAACUUCCUGUGAAGUGGAUGGCCCCGGAAACAAUGACCUUCCGCAAGUUUUCUUCAAUGUCGGAUGUGUGGUCGUUUGGUGUGACUGCCUGGGAGUGCUUCAGCUAUGGCACAGCGCCGUACGGCCCGUUGAACGGCAUGGAGACUUUGGCUCACGUGGAGGCUGGCGGUCGCUUGCCCCAGCCGGAGCACUGCUCGGCUGAAAUGUUUAGCCUGAUGUUGAGCUGCUGGGACAUGUCGCCUGAAAAACGCCCGACAUUUUCUCAGCUCGUCAAGGAGCUGACGUUGGCUCAGGAUGGGGCGACUGUCCGCGAAAUUGGUGACAUGCUGUGAAAGUGGGCUCGUGUUUUGUUGUUUCUUGAAAUAUCGCGCAAUUUGGCAUUUGAGGCACUCAGCUUGCAUUUGAAGUCAAAACAAAAAUCAC
This is a messenger RNA of Capsaspora owczarzaki ATCC 30864, 2668 nucleotides long. Its product is annotated as tyrosine-protein kinase transforming protein Fes. Bases 145 to 2577 code for a protein of 810 amino acids. Gene Ontology annotation, molecular function: transmembrane receptor protein tyrosine kinase activity; protein binding; ATP binding. Lineage: Eukaryota; Filasterea; Ministeriida; Capsasporidae. The record is from RefSeq and is a predicted model, not a curated record. The transcript has 9 exons. Gene Ontology annotation, biological process: positive regulation of kinase activity; protein phosphorylation; cell surface receptor protein tyrosine kinase signaling pathway. Gene Ontology annotation, cellular component: signaling receptor complex.